UGUCACUCAAACGUCAAACUGUACUUGGCAAAGGGGAGCUCUUUGAGGCAAAUCUCGAUUUUUUCGAAUUGUAAACAUGGUUUUUUACGAAAUCAGUUAAUUUUACUAAUAAGCCGGCGGUUAUUUGCAUUAUUUAUAACGUAAAACUAAUAUAAAUAUUGAGAAAUAACCGUGAUUUUUUUUUAUCUUUGAGUGGCACAAAUCCGCUGUUGUCUGAAGCAGUGAUAAAAGUUUUUUUUGUAUAACUAAAGAGGUGACGUUACCGAAAUAUACGUGGUAGUUUUCAAAUUCCCUUUAGCGUUUUUCUGAUACAAAUGAACUAGAAGAUAUUCGAUAAAAUGAAGAUUAGACCAGCGGUAGCAUUAGUUUUUGCCAAUCUAAUUUGCAUAGAAUGUUUUUAUUUGCCCGGAUUGGCUCCCGUUAACUAUUGUAAGAAGAAGGACGAACAACCCACUUGUAAAUCUGAUGUAAAACUUUAUGUGAACCGCCUCAAUACAGAAGAGAGCGCAAUCCCAUACGAAUACAGUUACUUCGACUUUUGUCUCCCCGAUGACGAUUCCAAAUCCCCGGUGGAAAACUUGGGCCAAGUAGUGUUUGGAGAACGUAUCAGACCGUCUCCGUACAAAAUCGAAUUUAUGAAAAACGAAACUUGCGUUGAAGUGUGCACAAAAAAAUACGACGGUAGCACCAAUGGCGACAACCGUUUAUUAUCCACCAUGAGAAAAGCCAUAAGUCUCAACUAUAAACAUCAUUGGAUCGUCGAUAAUAUGCCUGUAACAAGUUGCUUCGAUACCAAAGAUAAUAGGGUGUAUUGCAGCACUGGUUUUCAAAUGGGCUGUUAUACGAUGAAUAAAAGGACGACGUGUGUACCGGAAAUCGGACAGGAGGACGCGUUUUAUAUAUUUAACCAUGUUGAUUUGGUUAUAUCCUAUCAUUCUGGACAGAAAGAGGAGUGGGGCAGCAAGUUCGGGAGUAACGGAGGAAGAAUUAUCUCUGUUAAGGUUAUUCCAAGGAGCAUUGACCAUAGAGCUGCCAAAUGUAACCUUCAGAACCCGGAACCUCUACGUUUUCCGUUGAAGCCCCUUGGAAAGAACGAGAAGUUCGAAAUAACGUACACCUACUCGGUAACCUUCUUAGAAAACAACAACGUAAAGUGGUCGUCGAGAUGGGACUAUAUUUUGGAAUCGAUGCCUUACACCAACAUCCAAUGGUUCAGUAUCCUAAACUCCCUGGUUAUCGUGCUGUUUUUAUCUGGAAUGGUCGCGAUGAUCCUGUUGAGGACUUUGUACAAGGAUAUCGCGCGUUAUAAUCAAAUAGACAAUGGCGAAGAUGCACAGGAGGAAUUCGGUUGGAAACUGGUGCACGGCGACGUGUUCCGACCCCCACGCAAAGGAAUGCUCCUCUCGGUCCUCUUGGGGUCCGGGGUCCAAGUUUUCUUCAUGACCCUCGUGACCCUCGCGUUCGCCUGUCUCGGGUUCCUCAGCCCGGCGAAUCGGGGAGCCCUCAUGACCUGCGCGAUGGUCCUGUACGUGCUGCUCGGCUCGCCCGCCGGAUACGUUUCCGCUCGCAUCUACAAAAGUUUCGGAGGCGAAAAGUGGAAAUCGAACGUGCUGCUGACCUCGAUGCUCGCACCGGGGAUCGUUUUCGCAUUAUUUUUCGUCAUGAAUUUGGUGCUGUGGGCCAAAGGUAGUUCCGCGGCGAUACCUUUCAGUACUUUGGUGGGUUUGUUGGCCUUGUGGUGGUUGGUAUCCGUACCCCUAACGUUUGUCGGGGCUUUUAUCGGGUUUAGGAAGCGCGCCAUCGAACACCCAGUGAGGACCAAUCAGAUACCGCGGUUGAUUCCCGAACAGUCGGUUUAUACUCAAGCGAUUCCCGGGAUUGUUAUGGGAGGGGUUUUGCCCUUCGGCUGUAUAUUCAUUCAGCUGUUUUUCAUACUUAAUUCCCUCUGGUCCUCUCAGAUGUACUACAUGUUCGGGUUUCUCUUUCUGGUUUUUAUAAUCUUAGUGAUCACUUGUGCGGAAACCACUGUGCUGUUGUGCUACUUCCACUUGUGCGCCGAGGAUUAUCAUUGGUGGUGGAGGUCUUAUUUAACCUCGGGUUUUACAGCGGUUUAUUUGUUUUUGUAUUGCUGUCACUACUUCUACACGAAAUCGCAAAUCGAGGAUGCCGCCUCAACAUUUUUAUACUUCGGUUACACGCUGAUCAUGGUGUUUUUGUUUAAUUUACUUACGGGCACCAUAGGGUUCUUUGCUUCCUUCUGGUUCAUUAGGAAGAUUUACAGUGUGGUCAAGGUCGAUUAGACAUUUUAGCAUGUUGUUCAUAUUUGAAGAGCUUAAGGAGUUUUUUUUUAACAUUAAUAUUGUAUAUAGUAUUAUUUUCCUAAUAGUAUUCUGGUGAAUUUGCUAGUAAAUGGGUUUUUUAUUAAAAAAAACUAAUGAUGGAAUUUAUGGGGGGAGAAAAAUAAUUUGGCUUGAGGUAACUUCAAUUUACUUAAAAAAUCAGAAGAACUCAUUAGCUCUUUGCUAUUAAAUUAAAUAAUCGCAAUUUUGCACAGUAAAGAAAAACGCUUUUCUAAGAUUCUGAAAUUUCUUCCUCCAAUUUAAAGUGAACUCACCUGAUUCAUGCCUGCUGACUUUUAUAUUGGAAAUACCGAAGAUUACUGCUUACUAUAACUCACACCUAGUAAGAGAAUGAAAAGCGUUCAUUCCAGAUGUAUACUAAAAGGAUUGUAAGCUCUUCUCAUUAAUAAUUUAUAUUCAGUCUUAAAUUAGUCUCCUAUAUACAGCGCUUGUCUUAUUUUGGUCACAUUUUUGUCGCAAUUAAAUGGUGCUUAUAGAAACAUUUUCUUAGUUUUGUUCCUUAAAAAAAUCAAUUGGUUUGUAUCAAAAGAUAACGUAUAUUUUGAGUGUGCACCUCAAAUUAUUACUGGACAGCAUUUUUUUUUUUGAAGAAAUGAAAUUCAACUUGCCUUGCUUUACUACUACAAUUUUGUAUACAUUUUUUAUGUUUUAAGUUGUAGUUACUAUACAUUGAUUAGCAACACAUCGGUAAUUUCUUAAUUAUUAAUAUGUGAUUUAUAUUUAAAACUUGCAAUUCAUAUUUUUGUAUUAUAUUCGUAGGGUAUUUUGUUGUAAAAUAACUUUUCAUUUUAAUAAUAAAGUUAAUAUUUCUUUA
This is a messenger RNA of Anthonomus grandis grandis, 3174 nucleotides long. RefSeq names its product transmembrane 9 superfamily member 2-like. Gene Ontology annotation, cellular component: membrane. Gene Ontology annotation, biological process: protein localization to membrane. Bases 339 to 2300 code for a protein of 653 amino acids. Lineage: Eukaryota; Metazoa; Arthropoda; Insecta; Coleoptera; Curculionidae. The record is from RefSeq and is a predicted model, not a curated record. The transcript has 4 exons.